Messenger RNA from Nicotiana attenuata, 999 nucleotides. RefSeq lists its product as uncharacterized. The record is from RefSeq and is a predicted model, not a curated record. The transcript has 3 exons. Bases 314 to 853 code for a protein of 179 amino acids. Lineage: Eukaryota; Viridiplantae; Streptophyta; Magnoliopsida; Solanales; Solanaceae.
AUAGGUGGCGCUGGUGCCCUGUUCUACGCUUCUAUCUUAGUCCAUCGCAAAUUUCGGCAGUCGGCAGCUAUUUUUAUUAUUAGCAUCUUAUGAUAGUGUGGACCUCUUUUCCAAACUUGACAAGUUUGGUGGAGUUGAUUUCCCCCGUUGACAAAAGAAAAUGCGCUUCCUCCUGACAACACUAAAGGUUGUGUAUGUGAUUUCCACCGCUCGUCCACCGGAGGCCAAUGAAAGCGAAGAGGAACCACUGGAAAGCAUAAGGGCAAGGAUGAAAUGGGACAAUGAUAACUAAUCUGCCGAGGCCAUAUAUUGAAUGGAAUGUCGGUUGCUUUCUUCGAUAUUUAUCAACAUGUGGAGACCACUAAGAAACUGCGGGAUUCUCUGGAGAACAAGUACAUGUCUGAAGAUAUGCAUCUACUGGAAUUUUGUUCCCCUUCCCCCGUGUCUGCGAUGGUUCUGUGUGGCCCACUCCUUCAUGGCAGCAACCCAGAAUGAAAUGAUGCCUCUUCAACCUAUUCGGCAACGUCUUGCUGACAAAGUGUUCAAAGUACAACUAAAGAAAUCAUUUUCCAGGACAUCGGAUGAAACACCAGCAAAGUUGUUCAUUCUGUCGUAUGUUGAAAAGCAAGAUACUCUCCAAUUGCCAGCACCAACAACUUUGACAAAUGCUGGAGAAAGCAGCAAAAGAGAGCUUGGCAAUCUGUCAUCCCCGCAGGAACAAAAAGAACUGAUCACGGAAGCUACAUCAUCUAGCAAAAGACAACAGACUGAGUGGAAAACUCCAACUAGAAAAAAUUCUUCUUCUAGCAGAAAGCAAAAUAUUGAGCCAGUCACUCCGGCAAUGAAAAAGUGAAGGUUAGUAAACUAUCUUGAAUACGUCGUAUACUGAAAAAUAGGUUGAGUGCAUAGACAAUAAAAACUACAACUGAUGAACUAUUAAAAUUCCUACCGCUAGAAUUAAGUGGAUUAUUCCUCAUUUAUAUAUCGAAAUUUAGAAGA